Molecule: messenger RNA, 900 nt
Organism: Didymella exigua CBS 183.55
Lineage: Eukaryota; Fungi; Ascomycota; Dothideomycetes; Pleosporales; Didymellaceae
Exons: 2
Coding region: 1-900 (299 amino acids)
Source: RefSeq, a predicted model, not a curated record
AUGGGCCGCUUCGAAACUCUGAACGCAGAUACCCAGGAUCUAGUCAACUGCCUCCUUCCUGCGCUCGCUUCUGCCUUUCACGUCGACUCCGUCCUCGAAAUUAUCCCUGAGGACAUCCGCAUGCGUGCAUGGGACUGCGAGCGCCGUGACCACAUUAAGGACCAGACUGAGAGCGAUCCUCGCAACUGGGGCGUCCAAUUCCUCAAGGAUCUCAAGUCUAUUGCACGCCUGAACGGCGGCAAUCUCAAGGAGUUCCAGGACCGUCUCAGGGCCAAAGUCGACACGCACGAGGCGAAGCACCCAUGGUGCCGUCUCAACGAUAUCAAAGACAUCAAGAGAGAUUACGAGCGCCCUGAUGAGCCUGAACCGCAGUCUGAGGCCGAGUCGUCCACGUCAUCCAUCGACUCGUAUCUCGAAGAAUUGCACGAACCUGAGUUUCCCAAGGGUACUAAGGGUGGUCGCAAGCGCAACCACGAGAUUUACGAGACCCGCCUACAGCUUCCUCGCAAGCAAGGUCGUCUCCGCCGCGCCGAGGAUGGCACGCUGUACCGCAAGGAGAAGCACGCAGAAAAGCGGAGCAGGAUCUCCGAGUCCGCCGAGCGCAGCACUCCGGGACGCCGCGCCAGCAGGGCUAUCCAGUCGGACGAAGACGAGAUUGAAGAAUUUCGUACCGGUCCCUUGCGUGCUCGCCCCCGUUUUUCUGUCUCCACAACUCCAGGCGCGUUGGCUCGCUCUGACAUUGCAGAGGCUGUGAGCGCGUCCAACGAGCCUCUCGAAGUGCAGAAGCUACAGGCUGAGCUCGAAGUCGCCGAAGCAGAGCUCCGAGCUGCUCGCCUGAAGUACCAGUACAUCCAGGCAAAGGAGGCCACCGAGCGGAGCAUGGCGCAACGAGUGGACUAG